Messenger RNA from Nerophis lumbriciformis (worm pipefish), 2025 nucleotides. The record is from RefSeq and is a predicted model, not a curated record. NCBI's taxonomy places the organism in Eukaryota, Metazoa, Chordata, Actinopteri, Syngnathiformes, Syngnathidae.
AUGCCGUCGUACACGGUGACCGUCGCUACGGGGAGCCAGUGGUUUGCGGGGACGGAUGAUUACAUCUACAUCACAUUGGUGGGCGCGCAUUCAUGCAGCGAGAGGACUCUGCUGGACAAGCCGCUUUACAAUGACUUUGAGAGGGGUGCGGUGGAUUCCUACCUGGUGAGGGUGGAUGAGAACCUGGGUGAGCUUUUGUUGUUGAAGCUGGAGAAGAGGAAGUACUGGGUGCAAGACGACUGGUACUGCAGCUACAUCUCGGUAAAGACUCCAGACGGAGACAACGUGGUGUUCCCGUGCUACCGCUGGCUGGUGGACGAUAAGGAAGUCGUGCUGCGGGAUGGGAGAGCUCACUUGUCUCAGGAUGAUAAGUUGAGUCUGGUUAAACAGCACAGACAGAACGAGCUGGAAAUGAGACGCAAAUCCUACAGAUGGACGGAGUGGAAGCCGGGUUUUCCCAUGAGCAUCGACGCAAAAAGACAUCGGGAUUUGCCUCGGGACAUUCAGUUUGACAGUGAGAAAGGAGUGGAUUUUGUACUAAACUACAGUAAAGCAAUUGAGAACCUGUUCGUCAACCACUUCAUGCACAUGUUCCAGUCGUCCUGGAGCGACUUUGCUGAUUUUGAGAGGAUCUUUUUGAGAAUCAAAAACACCAUCUCAGAAUACGUGAUGAAACAUUGGAAAGAGGACUUCAUGUUCGGCUACCAGUUCCUGAACGGCUGCAAUCCCGUCGUCAUCCAAAAGAUCGGCAAAAUUCCCGACAAAUUUCCCGUCACCGAUGAGAUGGUCGCUCUCAGUCUGGAGAGGGAGCUGAGUCUAGAAGAUGAAGUUAAGGCGGGUAACAUAUACAUGGCAGACUAUGAAGUGUUAGAUGGCAUCAAACCCAACUGUACAGAUCCGUGCACCUUGCAGUACCUGGCAGCUCCCAUCUGUCUUCUGUACAAGAACACACAGAACAAGACUGUGCCAAUAGCUAUACAGUUGGGUCAGACUCCGGGCGAGAACAACCCCAUCUUCCUACCCACAGACGAUCAUUACGACUGGCUUUUGGCUAAAAUUUGGGUGCGCUCGGCUGACUUUCAGCACCACCAGAAUAUCACACACUUGCUAAGGACACACCUGAUCUCUGAGAUGUUUGCUAUCGCCAUGUUCAGGCAGCUCCCUGCUGUACACCCUGUCUUUAAGCUACUCAUACCACAUGUCCGCUUCACCAUUGCCAUUAACACCAAAGCCAGAGAAGAGCUCAUCUGUGAGUGUGGGAUCUUUGACAAGGCAAACGCCACAGGUGGAGGCGGUCACAUGCAGCUGGUCGCAAAGGCCACCAAAACCCUGACCUUCAGAUCUCUCUGCUUUCCCGACAUGAUCAAAGCUCGCGGAGUGGACAGCGAGCAGGAACUGCCCACCUACUUCUACAGAGACGAUGGCUACAAAGUGUGGGAGGCCACCAAGAGCUUUGUAUCCGACGUGGUCACUAUUUACUACAGUAGCAACGAGAAGGUGCAGCGAGACGAAGAAAUCCAGGCUUUCGUUAAAGACGUGCGUACGUUCGGUAUGCAGAACUCAGAUUCCUGCGGGUUCCCCACUGAGCUGAAAUCUUGUGAAGAACUGAUAGAAUAUUUGACCGUCAUCGUGUUCACGGCAUCCGCGCAACAUGCCGCCGUCAACUUCGGACAAUACGACUGGUGUUCUUGGAUUCCCAACGCCCCCUCCACCAUGCGUAGACCUCCCCCAACGCAGAAGGGUUUCACCGACGUGGACCUGAUCAUCAACAGCCUCCCGGACCGAGGGCGCUCCAGCUGGCACCUGGGGGCCGUCUGGGCCCUCAGUCAGUACCAGGAGAACGAGCUCUACUUGGGAACGUACCCGGAUGAGCACUUCAUCGAGAAGCCGGUGAAAGCAGCCAUGGAGAAAUUCCGGAAGAGCUUGGCCGACAUCAGCAGUGCCAUCAAAACAAGGAACCAGAGGAAGAAACUGCCCUACUACAACAUGUCCCCCGAUAAGAUACCCAACAGCGUCGCCGUGUGA